AUGGGGAUGAAUGGGGGUCAUGUGACCGCUGUUGGCCCCCCCCUGCAGGUGGAGUGCAACGCCAAGCUGGACCCGACCCAGACCUCCUUCCUCAAGAUGGCGGACGGAGGGGGCCAGCCCCAGAUCACACAGCCAGCCAGGCUGACCGAAGCCUUCAAGUACUUCGUGCAGGGAAUGGGCUACAUGGCGGCCUCGGCUAUGACGCGGCUCUCGCGCUCCCGCACGGCCUCGGUCUCGAGCUCCACAUCCGGGGAGGGGGAAAGGGGGCGGAGCCGGACCCUGUCGAGGGGCAGCGUCGGGGGGGGGCCCACGGCCCCACAGUGA
Messenger RNA from Pezoporus occidentalis (night parrot), 324 nucleotides. RefSeq names its product protein NDRG2-like. The coding region runs from base 1 to 324 and encodes 107 amino acids. Gene Ontology annotation, biological process: signal transduction. The record is from RefSeq and is a predicted model, not a curated record. Lineage: Eukaryota; Metazoa; Chordata; Aves; Psittaciformes; Psittacidae. The transcript has 4 exons. Gene Ontology annotation, cellular component: cytoplasm.